AUGUCGAUCGAAAGUAUUCUUUACGAUCCAAAUGAUCAGGAGUUGAAGGAGUCAAUGAAAUAUUUGGCACUAUCAACUGAAGAACGUAUUAAACUUCAGGCUCAACCUUUUGAUGGUAAAAAGCAAUGUUGGAUUCCUGAUGCAAAAGAAUCUUUUGUUGCUGCUGAAAUUACUGCUACAAAUGGUGAAGAAGUAACAGCUAAAACAGACAAAGGAGAGAGCGUUACAUUGAAAAAGGAUGAUGUACAGCAAAUGAAUCCACCUAAAUUCACUUGCUGUGAUGAUAUGGCUAAUUUAACAUAUUUAAAUGAUGCUUCAGUUUUAUAUAAUUUACGUGAUCGUUAUCAACGAUGGCUCAUCUAUACCUACUCAGGUUUAUUUUGUGUUGCUAUCAAUCCAUAUAAACGUUUACCAAUUUAUACAAUGAAGGUAGUCAUGAUGUAUCGUGGUAGAAAACGUACUGAAGUACCACCACAUUUAUAUGCUAUUUCGGACAAUGCUUAUUCGAAUAUGCUUCGAGAUCGUGAAAAUCAAUCAAUGUUAAUUACAGGUGAAUCAGGUGCAGGCAAAACAGAAAAUACUAAAAAGGUCAUUCAAUAUUUUGCAUUGGUUGCUGCUGCCGGUGCUAAGAAAGAAGAUGGAAAGAAAACAAUGACCCUUGAAGAUCAAAUUGUUUCAGCUAAUCCUGUACUUGAGGCAUAUGGUAAUGCAAAAACAACUAGAAAUAAUAAUUCUUCUCGAUUCGGUAAAUUUAUUCGUAUUCAUUUUGGAAGUUCAGGAAAAAUUGCUGGUGCUGAUAUUGAAGUUUAUUUACUUGAAAAAGCUCGUGUCAUUUUUCAACAACCAGCUGAACGUAAUUAUCAUAUUUUCUAUCAAAUAUGUUCAAAUGCUUUUCCGGAAAUUCAUAAGGAAUGUCUUAUUGAAAAUGAUCCAGGAAAAUAUCAUUAUGUAGCACAAGGUAUGCUUACUAUUGAUAAUGUUGAUGAUGCAGAAGAAAUGAGAAUUACUGAUGAAGCUUUUGAUAUUCUUGGUUUUACAAAAGAAGAAAAACUUAGUAUGUACAAAUGUACAGCAGCUAUUAUGCAUUUUGGUAAUUCUCAAUGGAAACAACGACCACGAGAAGAACAAGCUGAAGCAGAAGGAACUGAAGAUUGUGAAAAAGUUGCUCAUCUUCUUGGUAUUGAAGCAGCUGAACUUAUCAAAGGUUUACUUAAACCACGUAUCAAGGUCGGCAAUGAAUAUGUUAAUAAAGGUCAAAGUAAAGAUCAAGUUACUAACUCAAUUGGUGCUCUCUCCAAAUCCAUCUAUUCACGUAUGUUUAAUUGGUUAGUCGAGCGUGUUAAUGUAACGCUCGAUGUUAAAGCUAAACGACAAUAUUUUAUUGGUGUACUUGAUAUUGCUGGUUUCGAAAUUUUUGAUUACAAUGGUUUCGAACAAUUAUGUAUCAAUUAUACAAAUGAACGUCUUCAACAAUUCUUCAAUCAUCAUAUGUUUGUUUUAGAACAAGAAGAAUAUAAAAAAGAAGGCAUACAAUGGGAAUUUAUUGAUUUUGGUAUGGAUUUACAAGCUUGUAUUGAUCUUAUUGAGAAGCCAAUGGGUAUUUUAUCCAUUCUUGAAGAAGAAUGUAUUGUACCAAAAGCUACAGAUAAAACAUUUGUUGAAAAACUUUAUAAUAAUCAUUUGGGUAAACACCCACAAUUUGGUAAACCAAAACCAUCUAAAACCAAGGCAGACGCAAAUUUUGAAGUUCAUCACUAUGCUGGUUCAGUUCCCUAUACAGCUACAGGUUGGCUUGAAAAAAAUAAAGAUCCUAUCAAUACGACUGUUGCUACUCUUUUUGCUAAAUCAAAAAAUCCAAUGUUAAGUCAUCUCUAUGCUGAUGUUGUUGAAGAAGAAGGUGGCAGAUCUAGUGGUAAAAAGAAAGGCGGCAGUAUGCAAACUAUUUCAGCUACUCAUCGUGAACAAUUGAAUAAAUUAAUGUCAAAUUUAAAACAAACUCAUCCACAUUUUGUUCGUUGUAUUAUUCCAAAUGAAGUUAAAACUGGCGGAGUACUUGAUUCACAUUUGGUUCUUCAUCAACUUCAUUGUAAUGGUGUACUUGAAGGCAUUCGUAUUUGCCGUAAAGGUUUUCCAAAUCGUAUGAUUUAUUCAGAAUUUAAACAACGUUAUUCAAUAUUAGCACCAAAUUCAAUACCAUCAGGAUUUGUUGAUGCUAAAAAAGCAACAGAAAAUAUUCUUAAAGAUUGUCAAUUAUCUGAUGAAUUAUAUCGAUUAGGUACAACAAAAGUAUUUUUCAAAGCAGGUGUUUUAGGUCAACUUGAAGAUAUGCGUGAUCAAGCAUUAUCAAAAAUAAUUGCAACAUUACAAGCACAAAUACGUGGUUAUAUUAUGCGUAAAGGUUAUAAGAAAAUGUUAGAUCAACGUUUAGCAUUAUCUGUUUUACAACGAAAUUGUCGUAAAUAUUUAUCAUUACGUAAUUGGCCAUGGUGGAAAUUAUAUACGAAAGUAAAACCAUUAUUAUCUGUUGCACGACAAGAAGAAGAAAUGAAAAAACUUGAAGAUGAAUAUAAAGCACUUAAAGAAGCGUUUGAAAAAGAAGAAAAACGACGUAAAGAAAUUGAAGAAAGCAAUGCAAAAUUAGUUCGAGAGAAAAAUGAUAUGUAUUUACAAUUGGAAGCUGAACGAACAAAUACAUCGGGAGCUGAAGAACGUCUAGCACGUUUAAUAACACAAAAAGCUGAUCUUGAACAACAAGUUAAAGAUAUGGAAGAACGUAUUGUUGAAGAAGAAGAUGCAACAUCUGAAUCAAAUAAUAAACGUAAAAAACUUGAACAUGAUAUUGAUGGUUUAAAAAAAGAUAUUGAUGAUAUGCGUUUAAAUUUACAAAAAUCUGAAAAUGAAUGUAAAACACGUGAUAAUCAAAUACAUACAUUACAAGAUGAAAUGGCACGUCAAGAUGAAACAAUAGCUAAAAUAACACGUGAACGUAAACGUCUUGACGAACAAAAUGCCAAGACAACAGAACAAUUACAAGCUGAAGAGGAUAAAGUUAAUCAUUUAAAUAAAUUAAAGAUCAAACUUGAACAGACACUUGAUGAAUUAGAAGAUAGUUUAGAACGUGAAAAGAAAGCGCGUGCUGAUUUAGAUAAAUCCAAACGUAAAAUAGAAACCGAUCUUAAAUUAGUACAUGGUAAUCUUGAAGAUUUAGAACGUGUUAAACGUGAAUUAGAAGAAAAUCUUAAACGUAAAGAUCAAGAAAUACAAUUAAUGGGUGGACGUCUUGAAGAUGAACAAGGACAAGCAACAGGUCUUGGUAAAAAAUUAAAAGAAUUACAACAACGUAUUGAAGAAUUAGAAGAAGAAUUAGAAAAUGAACGGCAAUCAAGAAAUAAAAUUGAAAAACAACGAGCGGAUUUAGCACGUGAAAUUAAUGAAAUGAAUGAUCGAUUGGAAGAAGCUGGUGGUGCAACAUCAACACAAGUUGAAAUGAAUAAAAAACGUGAAGGUGAAUUAGCUAAACUUCGUCGUGAUUUAGAAGAAGCUAAUCUUCAACAUGAAGCAACAGCUGCACAAUUAAGAAAAAAACAUCAAGAUGCUGUUAAUGAAAUGGGUGAACAAAUUGAUCAAUUAUUAAAAUUAAAAAAUAAAUUAGAAAAAGAAAAACAAAUGACAAAAUCUGAAUUUGAUGAUUUACGUACACAAGUUGAACAUUUUCAAAAAGGUAAAAUAACAGCUGAAAAACUUUCCAAACAAUUAGAACAACAAUUAAAUGAUCUACAAAUUAAACUUGAAGAUAGUCAUAGACAAAUUAAUGAUUUCAAUCUUCAAAAAUCAAAAUUAGUUACAGAAAAUUCAGAUUUAAUUAAACAAGUUGAAGAAUUUGAACAUCAAAUUAGUAUAUUACAAAAAUCAAAAGUUGUAUUACAACAACAAGCUGAUGAAGCGAAACGUGCUUUAGAAGAUGAAACACGUGGUAAAGGUUCAGUUCAUUCACAAAUACGUAAUUUAACUGCUGAUCUUGAUCAGACACGUGAACAACUUGAAGAAGAACAAGAAAGUAAAGUUGAAUUUCA
This is a messenger RNA of Adineta steineri, 4073 nucleotides long. The record is from the annotation of a GenBank genome assembly. NCBI's taxonomy places the organism in Eukaryota, Metazoa, Rotifera, Eurotatoria, Adinetida, Adinetidae.